AGAUGGACAAUCCAAUUAAAGUAAGUCAACUUAAGUCUUCUUCUGAAUAAAAAGAAAUGGUUGAUAAACUCUUCAAGAUUCCAAUUCAAUAAAUAUAAAAAGUUCAUUAGAAGUCAUAAUCUAAAUCUGAUGUGAUUAAUGAAUUGCGCCAAGAAAAUUAUGAUUUAAAAAAUACAGUCAACGAAUUAAAAUAGAGAAUUCAGGAAUUAGAAUAACAAUUACAAAAUUAAUAAAAUAAUUAAAUUGAAGAAGAGAUUCAAGAAAAAGUUUCAGUUGAGAAAUCAUAAAAUGAAUUGUAAGAAGAAAUGACAGAAGAAGAGAAAUCAAUUCAUUUAGCUUUUAUGUUAUAAUAAUAAGAAGAGAUGGAAUUUCAAAAUCGUUUAGCUUAGUAUUUAUUUAUGUUUAAUCUAUUCUAGAAUGCAAAAUAAUGUAGACCUUGAUGAAAUGAGUUAUGAACAAUUAUAAGAUUUACAAGAAAAGAUGGGAUUUGUUAGUAGAGGAUUACUUGUAAACUAAAUUAAAGCACUUUUAGCUUAAUGCAAAAUAUAGAAACAAAUCAAUGAUUGGUAAAUUAAUUGAUUAAAUUUAUUUUUAGUUGUACAAUCUGUUUAGAAGAUAGUGGAAAUCCUGUAGAAAUUGAAUUAGAAUGUAGUCAUGUUUUCCAUUAAGAAUGCAUUUCAGAAUGGCUCUCAAGAGAAAAACAUUGCCCAGUAUGUAAAAGAGACAUAAAUCUUAAUAAAUUCAAAUGA
Paramecium sonneborni is the source of this 749-nucleotide messenger RNA. NCBI's taxonomy places the organism in Eukaryota, Ciliophora, Oligohymenophorea, Peniculida, Parameciidae. The record is from the annotation of a GenBank genome assembly.